AUGGAGGAAGCCACGCCAGAGCCGGUGCACGUGGACGUGGACAAGGGGCUGACCCUGGCCUGCCUGGCCUUCCUGUGCCUCUUCCUCGUGGCGAUGAUCAUCCGCUGCGCCAAGGUCAUCAUGGACCCCUACAGCGCCAUCCCCACCUCCACCUGGGAGGAGCAGCACCUGGACGACUACGCGGCGACCCUGGCCCCGGGGCCAGCAGGGUGCCCCGCCCCCAGCGUGCUGGUCUUGCAGGGCGACGAGCAGGCCAUGGUGGAGGCCGUGGCCCUGCACUGCCCCGUGAGCUUCGCCUUCGAGGUGACCGAGGACUUCAUGGCCUACAGGAAGGGCGUGUACUCCAGCACUUCCUGCCAUAAAACGCCAGACAAAGUCAACCAUGCAGUGCUGGCUGUGGGGUACGGAGAAGAAAAUGGGGUGCCCUACUGGAUCGUGAAAAACUCGUGGGGGCCCUACUGGGGAAUGAACGGGUAUUUCCUCAUCGAGCGGGGCAAGAACAUGUGUGGGCUGGCGGCCUGCGCCUCCUUCCCCAUCCCUGAGGUGUAGCCCAGGCCCCUGGGGGGCCCACACCCGGCCAGCUGGACCUGGGAACUGAGGACACUGCAAGGCGACGCCCCCCCACCGGCAGCAGCCUUCUCUGUCCCCCCAAUAAACCUGCGCUGUGCCGGCACCAAAUGUUUGGGGCGUCUCUAUGGGGCCCGCCUUGGCUGGAAACGGGGGGCGGGGGGGCCAACCGAACCCCCCCCACCGGCGGCAGCCUUUUCUGUCCCCCCAAUAAACCUGCGCUGU
This is a messenger RNA of Condylura cristata (star-nosed mole), 792 nucleotides long. RefSeq names its product pro-cathepsin H-like. Lineage: Eukaryota; Metazoa; Chordata; Mammalia; Eulipotyphla; Talpidae. Gene Ontology annotation, molecular function: cysteine-type endopeptidase activity. Gene Ontology annotation, cellular component: lysosome. The coding region runs from base 1 to 549 and encodes 182 amino acids. Gene Ontology annotation, biological process: immune response. The transcript has 4 exons. The record is from RefSeq and is a predicted model, not a curated record.